ACCUCUGCUGAGGAGCUCAGAGCCUCACACAACUAUGGAGAACACAUCCUUCCAGGAGCCCUACCCCAGCAAACCAGGGGACCAACCUCCUGCAUACAGCCCUGGACCUCCAGUCAUGCAGCCCUCUCCAUGCCCUGCUUAUAACCCAUCGGGGCCAGAUCAUGGUGUCCAACAGACCCUCAUCAGCCAACCAGCCUCAACCAACAUUGUGAUGAUGAACAGGCGAGCGGCAUCAACCCGGCCCCAGUACAACGAUUACCUCUGCUGGUCCAUCCUGAACUUUCUGUUCUGCUGUUGGCCCCUUGGACUUGCUGCUAUUAUCUACUCACGGAAGACAAGACGCGACAUUAAGAAUCACGACCACGAGGCCGCCGCCAAACAUUCCCGCAAGGCCUGCCAUCUGAAUGUCUCGUCUUUUGUCACUGGAAUCAUCCUUCAAGUUCUACUUGUUCUUUACUAUGUCUAUGUAAAGGAUCCCAAAGAGCACACACGUUAUCCAUAAUGAUUUGUGUAUGAAAUAAAGCUUAUGUUAUUUCUGAGCCUU
Molecule: messenger RNA, 544 nt
Organism: Bufo bufo (common toad)
Lineage: Eukaryota; Metazoa; Chordata; Amphibia; Anura; Bufonidae
Product: proline rich transmembrane protein 1B-like
Exons: 2
Coding region: 35-502 (155 amino acids)
Cellular component (GO): membrane
Source: RefSeq, a predicted model, not a curated record